AUGGCGCUGCUGACCCUGCUGGGUCAAGCACAGGCCGCCCUGCCGCAGGGCCCUCAGGGGCCAGUCGACCGCCCACGGACCCUGCCCAGCAGGAGCGAAUCCUGGCCAGAGCGGCUGCCGAGCCUCAAGGGGCUCCCGAGCAGCGAUGAAGGGACCUACCUGAGCCCGAAGCUGCAGCACGGCGGCGAGAGCAAGCGGGUGCAGUUCUUCUACCACGGCCACGCGUUCGAUGCGCGCUCGGACGCGGGCAUCCCCGCCAGGAAGUGGAUGCUGGAGCGGAGGCUGCGCUCUUACACAGGGCACUGGCUCGAGGACCCGCACACGGUCGACGAGGAGAUGGACGAGCUCGGCUUGCGGCCCGUAUGCGUCCCGUACGUGGCCCGCUUCCUGGAGCAUCCCAGCAUGGGCCCUCUGGUCGUUGAAAGAGCGGAGCAGCAGGGCGUGACCAUUCCCCAGGCGAGGAUCGACAUGGCGAUCGACAUUUGCUCGGAGGCCUUUCGUCGCAGGCGGCGCCAGCGUCAACGGCACGCCGCAUGGAUGGUGAACCUGGCUUACACGGACCCUCGAGAGUGGCUGCUGCAGUGGGGCUUCCACCUCGACGCCAAGAGGGACGAGAUCCAGGACUUCAUAGAUGGCCGAGGGCUUCGUCAGGCCCACGCAGACCUGGAGCUGGUCAACUUUGAAUGCAGCCACCUGCAGAGCACGGACAGCGUUGACGCUCGCAGCGCCUGCUCGGCCAGCAGCACG
Prorocentrum cordatum is the source of this 747-nucleotide messenger RNA. The record is from the annotation of a GenBank genome assembly. Lineage: Eukaryota; Dinophyceae; Prorocentrales; Prorocentraceae.